CCAUUAUGAACGAAAAUGAGAGGCUUUUGCAUUUUUUUAAAAAAAUAUUUAAAAACCAGUAAGAUUUUGUCAAACAAUAGUAUACAAAUGCUACAUUAAUUGAAGGGAUGACUAUAUAAAGGGUAUGCCUCUCCAUUGUAAAGCCAUCAUCAACAACAAGUCUUCAUUUAUUAAUUUUUAGCAGCAGCCAAAUCAAGUUGUUGCAAAAAUGGCCUCUCUUUGGCAAAGGGCACUAUGUGCCUUGGCUUUACUUUUGCUAGUUACAAAUUAUGUGGCAGCUUUCCCUGAUCCAUACAUUUAUGCAUCCCCGCCACCACCUACUUCUUACGCAUACAACUCUCCAUCACCGUCGCCGCCAAAUUACAAACAUGAGAGUCCUUACCAUUACAAAUCCCCACCACCACCAUCUCCGUCCCCCCCACCUCCUUAUGUCUACAAAUCCCCACCACCACCUUCUCCGUCACCACCUCCUCCUUAUGUAUACAAAUCUCCACCACCACCUUCUCUGUCACCUCCUCCUCCUUAUGUAUAUAAAUCUCCACCACCACCAUCUCCGUCUCCCCCACCUCCUUAUGUUUACAAGUCUCCACCACCACCAUCUCCGUCACCUCCACCUCCUUAUAUCUACAAAUCCCCACCACCACCAUCUCCGUCUCCACCACCUCCUUAUGUCUACAAGUCACCACCACCACCAUCUCCAUCACCCCCACCUCCUUAUGUCUACAAGUCUCCACCCCCACCAUCUCCAUCACCUCCACCUCCUUAUGUAUACAAGUCUCCACCCCCACCAUCUUCAUCACCUCCACCUCCUUAUGUCUACAAGUCUCCACCACCACCAUCUCCAUCACCCCCACCUCCUUAUGUCUACAAAUCCCCACCACCACCUUCUUCAUCACCUCCACCACCUUAUGUCUACAAGUCUCCACCACCACCAUCUCCAUCACUUCCACCUCCUUAUGUCUACAAAUCUCCACCACCACCAUCUCCAUCACCUCCACCACCUUAUGUCUAUAAAUCCCCACCACCACCUUCUCCAUCACCUCCACCUCCUUAUGUAUACAAAUCUCCACCACCACCAUCUCCAUCACCUCCACCUCCUUACAUAUACAAAUCUCCACCACCACCAUCUCCAUCUCCCCCACCUCCUUAUGUCUACAAGUCUCCACCACCACCAUCUCCAUCACCUCCACCACCUUAUGUCUACAAGUCUCCACCACCACCAUCUCCAUCACCUCCACCACCUUAUGUGUACAAGUCUCCACCCCCACCAUCUCCAUCACCUCCACCACCUUAUGUAUACAAAUCUCCACCACCACCAUCUCCGUCUCCCCCACCUCCUUAUGUCUACAAGUCUCCACCACCACCAUCUCCAUCACCUCCUCCUCCAUAUGUGUAUAAGUCCCCACCUCCUCCAUCUCCAUCACCCCCUCCUCCAUAUGUGUACAAGUCACCACCACCACCUUCACCUUCACCACCUCCACCGUAUUACUACAAGUCUCCACCACCUCCAUCUCCUUCACCUCCACCCCACUACAUCUACAAAUCUCCUCCCCCACCAUCACCUUCACCUCCCCCUCCAUACCAUUACAAGUCCCCACCUCCUCCAUCUCCAUCACCCCCGCCACCAUAUUACUACAAAUCACCACCACCCCCCUCAUCAUCACCACCGCCUCCUCAUGUAUACUACUAUAGCUCUCCUCCACCUCCUCACAAUGUUUACUAAAGGAACUACGACAAGGUCACUCCAAUUUCGCUUUGCAGCUCAUAGAUUAAUGAAAAUGAUAAUAAUUGUUGCAAGAAGGAUUCUUUCUUGGUGGAUUGAUGGUCAUUUUAGGUCAAACAAGACGGCUGGUGGGAGAAUAAAGAGGGCUCAAGUAUUCAUUAUGCUUCAAACUUCACUUUUGUGAAGAUUUCAUUCUACAAUCACGUCUUUAAAUACAUUUUAUUUAUUUUCUUAUUAUAUGUUCAAUCAACGUCUGUCUAGAUGUUGAUAAAUUUGAAAUAAUAAAAGCAAAUUUAUGCACAAAAAUGUUUUAUUCAUUCUUAUUCUGUCUUUCAAUUCUAUAGCGAUCAUGAUCAGUUGAAGAGCAACACAUUGUAAAAUAGAUUGGUGUGCUGGAUAGCUAUAUUUACAUGGACACGAGCACGUGUGCACGCGCAUCUAAAGGUUGGACAAAACCAUUUUGUUAUAGAGAAAUGAGAGAGUAAAAUCACAAAUUUAAGCCAAUUUAUAAGCACCUUGGCAAUGAUUUUAUGUAGCGCAUUGCAUAAACUAAAAAAAGUUUAAUUCAAUAGAAGGAUUAAUUAAAUUAAGACCCUCUGUUAACUAUUAACGAAUAUCAUAUCAUCUAUACAUUUUGAAAUCUAAAAACUGUACAACGCCCUACUUUGACAAGUGGUGAAAGUGAUGCAUUUUCAUAAUUAAACGGAUCAAAAUUCAUAGAUAAUGAAAUAAGAUGAUGAUAUUGACAAAAAAGGAUGAAAACCAAAGUUGAUGAAAUUUGUGAAAAAAUUAAAAUUGGGAGAGGGACAUGGAUUGUUUCCAUCCAAUCCAAUCCAAUCCACAAGCCAAACAAACCAACUCUCAAUACGAAGAUCCCAUCAUUGUCGAAUCUGAGUUCGAUUUGAGAGAUCAAAAUCUAGAAAACCCUAAAAAAUUACAAGUUUGAAUUAUUUCCUCAUCAAUAACUCCAACAAUCAUCAAUGGGAAAUCCCAGAACAUAUUUUAUAAUAAAAUUGUGUCUUGCAAAUCCAAUAAAACCCUAAUUAAUUAGAAACUAGAGAGAGAAAAAGGGAGGGAGAGAAGGACAGACUAACGGCAAUA
Molecule: messenger RNA, 2824 nt
Organism: Camellia sinensis
Lineage: Eukaryota; Viridiplantae; Streptophyta; Magnoliopsida; Ericales; Theaceae
Source: RefSeq, a predicted model, not a curated record